Molecule: messenger RNA, 3084 nt
Organism: Mastomys coucha (southern multimammate mouse)
Lineage: Eukaryota; Metazoa; Chordata; Mammalia; Rodentia; Muridae
Gene: Ssr1
Product: signal sequence receptor subunit 1
Exons: 9
Coding region: 160-1035 (291 amino acids)
Cellular component (GO): endoplasmic reticulum membrane; endoplasmic reticulum
Source: RefSeq, a predicted model, not a curated record
GGCGCCUAGAGGCCACGUCGACGGUGGCGGGGCGGGGCGACGGAUGGCGCGCGUGCGUGCCCCGCCCCUCCUGUGCGGCCCGGAUGAAGAGUAACGCCAUUACUGCCAGAGCCACCGAGAGCCCUAGCGGACGCGCACUGGACGCUGACCGGCCGCACCAUGAGACUCCUCCCCCGCCUGCUGCUGCUGUUCCUGCUGGCCUUCCCCGCCGCCGUGCUGCUCCGAGGCGGCCCCGGAGGGUCAUUAGCCAUGGCUCAAGAUCUUACAGAAGAUGAAGAAACAGUGGAAGAUUCAAUAAUUGAAGAUGAAGAUGAUGAAGCCGAAGUAGAAGAAGAUGAACCCACAGAUUUGGCAGAAGAUAAAGAAGAAGAUGAUGUGUCUAGUGAGCCAGAAGCUUCACCAAGUGCAGACACAACUAUUCUAUUUGUAAAAGGAGAAGAUUUUCCAGCUAACAACAUCGUGAAGUUCCUGGUUGGCUUUACAAACAAGGGGACAGAAGAUUUUAUUGUUGAAUCGCUAGACGCCUCAUUCCGUUAUCCCCAGGACUACCAGUUUUACAUCCAGAAUUUCACUGCUCUUCCUCUAAACACUAUAGUGCCGCCCCAGAGACAAGCGACUUUUGAGUAUUCAUUCAUUCCUGCAGAGCCUAUGGGGGGACGGCCCUUUGGUCUGGUCAUCAAUCUGAACUACAAAGAUUUGAACGGCAAUGUAUUCCAGGAUGCUGUCUUCAAUCAGACAGUCACAGUUAUUGAGAGAGAGGACGGGUUAGAUGGAGAAACAAUUUUUAUGUAUAUGUUCCUUGCUGGUCUUGGGCUUCUAGUUGUUGUUGGUCUUCAUCAACUCCUCGAAUCUAGAAAGCGCAAGAGACCCAUACAGAAAGUAGAAAUGGGUACUUCAAGUCAAAAUGAUGUUGACAUGAGCUGGAUCCCUCAGGAAACUUUGAAUCAGAUCAUGCAGAGUAGAAGAGAUAAAGCUUCUCCAAGAAGGCUGCCCAGGAAGCGGGCACAGAAGAGAUCGGUGGGAUCUGAUGAGUAAAUGUUGUCUGUGCAACAGUCCAGUCUGUGCUUCCCCUGCCCUCGUGUUCUCGGCCUCCUGGGAAUUAGUGCAGAGAAGCCAUGUCACCAUAGACAGCAACUUCUGCUUAUGUGUGGACUGAGCAGUCGGAGUCUGUGGCCAUAAGAUUGCUGAAAAUGCACUGCAUUGGUUUUCUAAAGUAACAAAUUUGGGUUUUUUUUUAAACCAUUAAACUAUGUGGGUGUGGAUGUCUGUGAGCAGUGUCUUAACCGGAAUCAUUGUUAAACUCCCUGAACACGCACGCCUUUGGAAUGCUCAGCAAAGCGCCCUUGCCGCUUCCCUUGUCGCUUCCCUUGUGAUAGGUUCCACUUUUGCCCCCAGUUCAAUUAAUAUUUUUUUCCCAGUGUGGUUUUAGGUGAAUUGUUUUGAGGAAAUAAUUUAUUUCUUGGAAUCGAUCAAACCCAAACUGAUGGCACAAGCCAGCCUUUUGCUUGCUGUCUGCCACAGCUUGUAUUCUAAGUGCACAGCGGGUGGCUGCUGUGUGAGCAUCAGAGGCAUGCUGGGUAGCUUGCUGCUCUUUGCUGUGUGCACCCUUGAGGAACUUACCAAUGGACUCACUAGCAAGAAAUUGUGAAGCCUGACAGUUCUUCUGACACUAGUAUAUAAAUCCUAAUUCUAUGCCUGUUUUUUGUUAAAGAAUAGUAUGUCUGUGCAAACUGGGCUGUUGUGUCGUCCAUUGUUCUGUGUGGCCUGGGAGCCUCUGGGGUGACCUCUUUUUCUUUGCUUGUUUGUUGGCUUUAAGCAGACAUUUUGUUCUUAUUAGAAAGAAAGAAUUUUUAAGAAAAAAUUGUCAUGGCCUAUAAUCCAAGGGGAUCACAUUUUAGGGGCAGGAAUACAUUUUAAUUAAUCCUAAUCUCCAGAAAUCUUAAUUGGAAAGUUUUUAAGUAGUUACAGGGUUUAUCCUUUGACCCUAUCUUUUGGGGGUUUUGAAUGUUGACCUACUUUUUUGCCUUUUUAAUAUGAAAAAUUCUCCAAGCACUUAAGAUUUCAAGACCAAAAUUAGUUGGGUUUGAUGAAAUGACUUUAGUUACUCCUGCCUGACCUAGUGAAUUACCUUUGGCGUUGUUGUCACACUUACUAGAAGUUAAAGUAAUGUUGAAUGUGACUGGGUAAGAGGCUUACUUUCCUCUGUCUUUGAAGCCAUAUUCUCCCUGAGUGUAUUCUAAGGAAGUGGUAAUUUCAGUAGCUCUUCUCUUCCUGACCUUUUUCAUUCUUGUUUUCUUGUGGUCCAAUCCCUUCCACACACACCUAAAGGAAAGCAACAAAAUAAAACACAGAAACAAAACUUGUAAGCUGUUUAACGUGUAAGCCAAAGCCAAAAAUGAUUGAAGGUCUUCUGUGUCUUCUGUAAUUGUUAAUUACUUUGCAACGGGGCUGAAAUGUCAAACUGCCUGUAUUUGCAUUUCUGGACUGUAAACUUUGUAUGUAAUAUAAUGUGUGUGGUUUUUAAUUGAGCUGUAUAAUCUGUUUAUUUUGAGACCUGCGGAACUUAUGGUUUUUGACUUGAUGUAAUAUAGGAGACCCUUCUCAUUCUCAAACAUUUUCCAGAACCUUCUCUGAAUAUCUAAAUUUGGUAAGCUACUAUACAGUAAGGUAUAGAUAAUUAAAAACCUUUAAAUGGCCCAUAGUGUUUAACUAAAUAACAGAUAAAACAUGGGGAGUUGCAGAAACUACACUUAACAGCUACCGCGUUGUCAUCCCUGAGUAAUUGCCUUAUAUACCAGCUCUUUUGUUUCUGAGGUCCAGAUUAGAUCCUCAGGAGUGUAGAAUGUAUUACUUUUUAGUAUAGACUGGUAACAGUUGAAAACUUGAGUCUUCAGGUGCCAGGCGUCUACUAUAGCAUCAGUAAGUAUUUAGCAGAAACUAACUCCAUAAUGAAUGGAAUUCAAUUCCACACAUGGUUUGUUCAAGCACACUUAAUAAGUAGUCUACUUUUAAAUGUCUUUUUUAAAAAUGUAAAUACUUGGAUGAAGCUUUUCUUUGUUUCAAUAUAGUCAUUUACAUCAUGAA